AUGAGGAGAGAGGAAGUUCUAAGGACGAGCCUGGUGAGCCUGGGAGCGGCGGUUUUCCUGGUGGGGCUCUGCACCUUCUCCUUCAAGAAGAUGAUCGCCACGUACAUUUUCGGCAUCCUCGCCGUCUGCGGCAUCCUGCUUCCAGACUGGGAGUUCUUCGACCGCGACUUCUCUCAGUGGUUCACCCCCAUGCCCGCCGACUGCCACACCGGCGCUGCUGGCCCUUUCGAUCAGACCUCCAGGUUCGGAAGAUCUCCGAUCCUCUUCACCAUUUUUGUCUUCGGAUAACUGUGAUACGACUGGAUUGGGGAUGAUAAGUCCAUCUAGGGUACGAGGAAUUAUAUCAGAAAAAUUAGAAUUACGCCGUCAAAUUUUGAACAUUCAUCCGGUGGCAUGAAUCCAAGUCUGGGAUGAACUUGGUAGGCUGCGUUUUUCUUUGAAUCUUUUGGCACCCGACUGUGGAGAAAGAUUCUAAUCUCACCCAAUCAGAUGCAAGUCUUUUUUGAGCAUGGACUUAUGCCGAUUAGCUGAAGUUAAUGAACCUAGCGACUGAUAGAAUCUGAGACCAUUUCAUCGUUCCUUGAUUUAUUAUUCAUCGAUUGAAUAUGAAGGUUCAUCAACAUGUACAUUUAUGCGUGGAGAUAUAUAUAGAAAUAAUUUUCAGUGUAGAUGAAGAUUUCUAGGCAUAUGACUUAACUUCAGGAGUAAUAUCUAACCCUCAGCAUCUCUCUCUCUCUCGCUUUCACCUUUUAAUGCAAUAGUAAUGGUUCACGUCAAUGUCCUGUAGUAGCUAAUCUGUUGGUUCCAUGUGACGAAUGGGCAUGCGACUUUAAUCACGCAGAGAUGUCACAGGUUCUUUCUAUUUUUUUCUACUGUGAGGAGUAUUUCUAUGAAGAAUACUAAAUUGGUAAAGCACAGGUUCACUGUGAACCCGAUGCUUUACCGUCUUAUUCAUUAGUAUUAAAUCGAACUUAUUUUUCAAUUCUUCUCACUUUCUGGUGAGAUGGGCAUCAGCAAUUUGAUUUUUUGGCGAUGCACUAAAAUCCAGAACCACCACAAACCAGAAGGCUUCUGAACCGAAGGAGAAUCUCCUUGUGCAGAGCCCCUCUCUAUGCCCAGUGGUUUCCAGGCUCCUUUUGGUUUUGGAUCGAACUCCUUCUGAAGGCUUCUUCCUCUCAGCUCUGCAGCUGGAGUCCGCCGUGUGUUCAUACAGCUUGUGUGCGAUUUCUCAAAGGACCACUUUGAUUGAUUCCUUCUGCCAAUCCCCCCUCAAAUAUUUGACCAUGAGAUUAUUUCACUGGGUGUGCCUAAAACAUGUACCCCUCUGGAACUCACCGGCCGUCUAUUUUGCCUCACAAACCUGCAACCCUUUGGGCCUUUAGGUUGAGCAGAUCAUCUUAACAAGCAUGUUUCUUCAUUAGAAAAGUGAAGUGAUUAUGCAUGAUGAUUAUGGAGAGAGAAAGUGCUGCUGGAAGGAUAUGGGCAUCAGACUGAAGUCAAGUUUGACCUACGCCCAUGUGGGGUCAGGACUGAAGUCAGGUUUGCUGGAAGUGAUCUCCUAUUGUCUUAGAUAGGGAGGCACGGUCUGACCGAAGUCAGGUUUGACCUACGCCCAUCUGGGGUCUGACCAAUAUUUGGCCUGGGUCAAUGAGAGCACAAGUAAAUCUAGGAGAAAGGCUACACCAGAUGCCCUUAUUUCCCAUUCACAGAAGAACAUUCCCAGCCAGCGUCUACAUCAACCACCGAAGAUUUCUGGCGCUCAUCUCUGGCAUUUCAUGAUUGAUGCGAUUCACUUGCAUUUAUUCAAUAAAAAUGUGGUAGCAUAUUUGUAGCUCUCCUGAAUAGGAUCCAUGGCAACCCGAAAGUCGGAAUCUUGAUCAUCUGGGUAUGCAUCCAACACGUUUACUUAUAUGUCUCUUCUACUGUUCUUCUUGAUGCUCGCCGGCGGCUUCAAGGUAUUUAUUUAGGUCAAAGUAUUGGCAUAUUGAUUCAUGGUGAUCUUGAUAUUUCCUUCACCGGGUCUCUCUGCAGAUUCAGGUUUUACCCUCUGAGGGUGGCCCUGCUCGCGGCCGUCUACAGCUUCGGCCUGUACAAGUGGUGGGUGUUCAUGUCCAGCUAG
Spirodela intermedia is the source of this 2119-nucleotide messenger RNA. The record is from the annotation of a GenBank genome assembly. NCBI's taxonomy places the organism in Eukaryota, Viridiplantae, Streptophyta, Magnoliopsida, Alismatales, Araceae.